CCUCAACACGCGUCACAUCGCGGCGGUAAUCUCGCAAUUCAAAAGGCCCGCUCCUCUCUGUCGGGAAACACACAACCCCAAUUCUCUCUGCCUUGAAAUCUGAACAUCUGAGAAAAACAGCAGUCGUUGGCUCACAUAACGCUAGUCAGGUGAGUUCUUCGACCCGGGUAUCGGACCCGGACCGUCCUUUGGAGGGAAGAGUCGAAAGCGUUCCCGUUCACACGUCACACUCCGCUUGACACUUUUCUCACUUUCCACAACACUUGCAAUCUUGCACCGCGGAAACAGGAUAGAAAAUGGCACCAGCAACCUCAGCAACCGAUCCCGCACCGUCCAGCGGCGAAUCUUCUACCGCCGGAGCGUCAAGACCAGCUCCCGUCCUUCCCCUCACGCAGCGCCUCUCCAAACUCGUCAUAUCAGCCCAGUUUCUGUGGUUCCUGGGUCAUCUCACGACCGUGAUACAGACACUGGUUUACGUUUUGUACGCCAGGUUUGCCAGUACCGAUGGUGGAGCUAAGGCCUACGCGAAGGCUUACUACGGGACCCUGCUUUCGUAUGGGAUUAUCAUGUUCAAGGCUCAUGGGAACCCACAAAUCAGCAUGGGCUACCUCACGAAUGUCUUGAGGGACGAGAACAGCUGGUACUUUCUGAGCGCACUUUACUGGGUGACAUCCAAGCCCCUUGUUGCCACACUGUUCCCAUACGUGACCUUCUCCCUUUUCCACUCGCUGAACUACAUUCGUUCUGAUGUCCUUCCGGCGCUCCUUCCUCCUUCCACAUCGUCCAUCACCCCGAAAAUCCGAGACACGAUCCUACGACUCGUCAAAACGUACCAGCACACCGCCUUGCGAUAUGUCGCAUACGUGGAGGUGUGGACCAUCAUGCCCGUCGUGACGAUCGGCGUCCUCUUCGGGUGGACCUCGUUCUUUGCUCCAUUGAUGUACGCUCGGUUCCUGAUGUUCAGAUACCAUUCGUCGCCCUUGACGGAGCAGGCGUUUGUGGAGCUGCGACAGAAAUUGGAUGCGACGGCCAGUGACCCUCGUGUACCGGCGAUCGUCAAGAAGUUCUAUGAGGGUGCUCGUGAUGCGGUCAUCAAAUCGGGGGCUGUUCCCACCGCCCCGGCUCCGCAAUAGAAUAGCGCCGUGCAAUAUUUUGGAAAAUUAUCAAUGUGCAUCUUCCAUACC
Messenger RNA from Fimicolochytrium jonesii, 1184 nucleotides. RefSeq lists its product as uncharacterized. Gene Ontology annotation, biological process: membrane organization; endoplasmic reticulum tubular network organization. Lineage: Eukaryota; Fungi; Chytridiomycota; Chytridiomycetes; Spizellomycetales; Powellomycetaceae. The record is from RefSeq and is a predicted model, not a curated record. Bases 297 to 1133 code for a protein of 278 amino acids. Gene Ontology annotation, cellular component: endoplasmic reticulum; membrane. The transcript has 3 exons.